AUGGGGCUCCCUUUACUCGAAUCAACUAAUCAGAUAGAUGAUCUAUUUAAAAAGAGAUAUUCUAUAAGUCUACCAUCCACUCAACUUACAUCCAUCAAAAUUUCUCCCAAUGGUGAGAAUCUAGCUGUUAGUGCAUCUAAUGGUAAAAUCUAUAUUUACAACUUGGCCGAUGGUGAGUUAAUCACAACUUUAACAGGGCACACGAAAGGUGUAUCAGAAAUAGUUUACUCCCCUAUAAACUCAAAUAUUUUAGCAUCAUGUUCAGAUGAUCUUACUGUUCGAUUAUGGAACACCAAAACAAAUAAAUGUAUCAAAAUAUUCAAAAAACAUACUUAUCACAUAACAACGUUGAAAUUUGUUCAAAAAGGUAAUAUUUUAAUCAGUGGAUCAUCUGAUGAAACAAUAACAAUAUGGGAUAUAACUUCAAAUAAAAUAUUGACCACUUUGGCAGCACACAGUGAUCCAGUUCUGUCAAUUACUUUAACACCAGAUGAUACCAUUAUCAUAAGUGCUUCAUAUGAUGGAUUGAUGAGGUUAUUUGAUUUAGAAACAAGUCAAUGUUUGAAAACUUUAACUAAUUCAACAUCUCAUUAUGGGACAGCUACUGCUAGUACAAAUGAUGUUUUAAAUUUCCCAAUUUCUAAAGUUGAAAUAUCACCUAAUGGUCAAUUUAUCUUGAGUUCCAGUUUAGAUGGGAAGUUAAGAUUAUGGAAUUACAUGGAAAAUAAAGUUUAUAAAACAUAUCAAGGUUGGGAAAAGGCAAAGAUUUGUGAGAAGUUCAAUUGUGAUGUGAAGUUUAUUACAAAAUUAAAGAAAAACCCAUUAAUUGUUUCAGGUAGUGAUAAUACUGGAUUAUUGAUUUGGGAUGUUCAGCUGAAAGAUAUUGUGUUUAGAUUGACUCCCGAAAUUGCUGGUAAAGAUGCAAUUUUAGGAGUUGAUAUUUAUGAUCAAGGUGCUGUGUUAUGUUGUUGUAGUAGAGAUGGUGUAAUCACAGUUUUGGAUUUAAAUGAAAAGUAUAUCAAAAAAGCUGAAAAUGAAGAGAAGGAGCAACAAGAAUUAGAUCCAAGGGAAGGCUACGAUGAAACUCCUGCUGAAACUCCUAGAACUGAAACUCCUAGAGAGGAAUCACCUGGAAAUGAUACGCCAAGAGAUAAUAUUACUAGAGAUGAUACACCAAUAUAA
This is a messenger RNA of Candida tropicalis MYA-3404, 1182 nucleotides long. It is a transcript of the gene SWD3, whose product is annotated as Swd3p. The coding region runs from base 1 to 1182 and encodes 393 amino acids. NCBI's taxonomy places the organism in Eukaryota, Fungi, Ascomycota, Pichiomycetes, Serinales, Debaryomycetaceae. Gene Ontology annotation, molecular function: protein binding. The record is from RefSeq and is a predicted model, not a curated record. The transcript has a single exon.